Molecule: messenger RNA, 2979 nt
Organism: Falco peregrinus (peregrine falcon)
Lineage: Eukaryota; Metazoa; Chordata; Aves; Falconiformes; Falconidae
Gene: CAMLG
Product: calcium modulating ligand
Exons: 4
Coding region: 117-995 (292 amino acids)
Biological process (GO): tail-anchored membrane protein insertion into ER membrane
Cellular component (GO): GET complex
Source: RefSeq, a predicted model, not a curated record
UUACGCGAGAUGGCGGCGCUCGCUUCGGCGGCUGGAGGCGGGCGGCGCCGGCGCGCUGAGGCGGGGCGGCCCCAUUGUGCGGCGCUGCGGUAGCGCCGCGGCCUUUUCUGCCGGGGAUGGAGGACGGCGGCGGGGCGGGAGCGGCGUCCGCGCCCCCGGGGGUCCCCGCCGGCCUCUCGGCCUCCCAGCGCCGAGCCGAGCUGCGGCGGAGGAAGCUGCUGAUGAACUCGGAGGAGCGGAUCAACCGCAUCAUGGGCUUCCACCGGCCCGCGGCGGGCAAGGAUGAUGAGAGUCACACAGAAUCAAGGCUUCAGCACGAACAAGAUAAAUCAAACUCCCUUCCCAUUCCUUCAGUGACCAAGCGAAUUGUGCUUGGCGACUCUGUCUGUAAUUUGGCAAGCACAGCUGACCAUGCAGGCAGCAUGGUAGACCUAAAAGGGGAUAAGGACUUGUUCAGCAAAACUCCAGAGCUUGUCAAUGAGGGUACAAGUGAGCUCCGUCACCGUAAUAGAGGGGAACUGCCAUCUGAAGCUGCACCACGGCCACCUAGACAUGGAUUAGACCAGUACUUAUCCAGAUUUGAUGAAGCUCUGAAGCUGAGGAACCAGCUGAUGAAUGAGAAGCCAAGCCAAGAGAAUGGGAAUGCAGUGGAGGAGUUUGACUCUUUCCGCAUUUUUAGAUUGGUGGGAUGUGCUCUGCUUGCCAUCGCAGUCAGGGCUUUUGUGUGCAAAUACUUGUCAAUAUUUGCACCAUUUCUUACUCUACAACUUGCUUACAUGGGACUGUCCAAGUACUUUCCAAAGUGUGAGAAGAAGGUGAAAACGACAGUAUUAACUGCUGCUCUUUUACUGUCUGGAAUACCCGCAGAAGUGAUUAGUCGCUCCAUGGACACCUACAGCAAAAUGGGAGAUGUUUUCACAGACCUCUGUGUUUAUUUCUUUACUUUUAUCUUUUGCCAUGAACUUAUUCUGGUUUUUGGUUCUGAAGUACCAUGAUGGCUGUAGAAUUCAACGCAGUAGUUACACUAAAGCUUUCUGGACUGUAUUCCUUUAACGUCUGACUGUGCCGACAGACAGGUUUAAAUCUUCAUUAAAAUUCUUACCUGUUUGAAUGCUUGAAAGGAGCCUUAAAUCCAGUCAUGUUGGGAAAGGAAGAGCAGGGUCCCAGACUGCCAGUUGUAUUGGUUCAGUUUAUUUAAAUACUGUGUCUGCCUAUUACAAAUGUGAAGAAUAAGAUGCAAGUGUCAGUGGAUGAUAUAUUUGUUUUGGUUAGAUAAUGCCCUUCUCAGCUUCCUUCAUAAACAUUUACAAAGCUGCCUUUGUUCUUUUCAGUGAGAACAAAGAGAAGAGAAUUCCUCUCAGCAGAACCAUAUAUAUAUAUAUAUAUAUAUGUAUGUAUCUCCUGUAUGACUGUAGCUAACAAGAAGUGCUUAUUUUGUGAUGGUCCCAUUUUUUUUUAGAAAGUUCUAAAUAAAAGAAAUCCCUGCAUUCUGUUGUUUAAAUUCAGAAUGUUGAAUCAAUAGCUACUUCUGGAGAAUACUUGUUGAAACAUGCCACACUGUUGUCCUAAUCCUUGCCUUGCUAUACAUUAUUUGUUGUGAUUGUGAUUAAUUUCAUUUGAUGAUUGUAAUGCAAAACAGCUAAGCAAACCAAUAACAAAAAAAGUCCCGUUGCUUACAAAUGUUAUUAACAAUUUUGUUUCUUCCUACUUUUUGAUUAAUCUGACCUGUUUGUGAGUUUCCAGCAACCUAAUUCUAGUGUAGCUCAUACACAUGCUUUUAUUUAUUUUAACAGUUCAUUUCAUGAGGGAAAAGUUGUAUAUAUUGGCAACCAACCUACAGUAUCAAAUGUUUGCUCCAGUAUAUGUACAACUUAAAAGGGAAUUAAUUUCUUUCCCUAGCUCCUUGCAGGAUUGCAUAAGACAAUUUCUAAUAUGACACUGAUUUCUGCAGUCUGGCUCUCUAUUACCAGGCAUUUGCAUGUAGACAGGUUCUUAAUUGCGGGAGUUCCACGCCUGCUGCAUACUACUACAACCCAACAGUACAGAGUCUGUGAUUCAGCAGAGUUGAUUAUGUUCACUUUUUGGGUAUGUUUCUGAAACUGCCCCGGUGAAAUCACAAUAGCCAUUCCUGUCUAAAUCCAAUACACUACAAGUGACAGUGAAAUAAAAAACUGUGUUUUGAGUUGACUCCAACAUGAAGGUCUGUGUAUGAAGGGAGAAUAGCAUUUUGUAUUUUUUUUUUCUGUAGGUGUCCAGCCACAUAGUUGAAAACAAGACAAACAAAUUAAUCCUGUCACUUGAUAAAGCAGCAAGCUUGCAAAUGCUUGUUUGUGAUCUUGUAUGAAUUUUGGACAGUGAGAGAGAGGAAGGAAGAGUCCUUCCAAAUAGUCGACUUCAAUGCUGAUGAUCUCUAAAAGUUUCUAUUGAAGCUAAAUGUGGUGAUAUUUUCAACUUGUAGUUUUCUGUUUAGAAUCUGGACUGUCAGGUAAUCUAGGCCAGUGCCUUUUUUUAGCGUAGGGAAGCACCUAUCCAUCUUGGUGUUUGCAGAAUUCUUUUUUUAGGGAGCAGAAGCAUUUGAAGAUGCCUCUUUGAAGUAAACGGCCCUGCCUUUUUUCCAUAAAAGCUUCCUGACUCCUAACUUAGAUACAUGUUUGUUUGUGGCAUGAAAACAAGAAGCUUACAUUUUGAUUUGACCACUGUUUGGGUUUUUUUACUGAUUAUUUUAUUUUACAGUGAGUAUUAAGUUACAGAUGUCCAGGGCUGGGCUGCAAAAGAUUCUGACUUUGAUCUAUUAACACAAAUAUUUAUUCAGAAGCUUUAAAUUUGUUUAUGUUAGACAGGAAUUUCAACAAAUUCAAAUAGCUGUCAUUUAAAUUGUUGAGAUAUGUAAAUAAUGAGUUUGCUCAGAAGUUACACUUGUUCUGACUGUUUAUAUGCCCGAGUGUAAUACAAAUAAAUCGCGAAAAUACUUUGUACUAA